Molecule: messenger RNA, 2385 nt
Organism: Papaver somniferum (opium poppy)
Lineage: Eukaryota; Viridiplantae; Streptophyta; Magnoliopsida; Ranunculales; Papaveraceae
Exons: 4
Coding region: 809-1222 (137 amino acids)
Source: RefSeq, a predicted model, not a curated record
UCCUCUGACGGUCUGAUUCUCUCAAACUCAAACCACAAAAAGUGUUUUGAAGAUCAAGUUAAAGUAAAAACGAAGAAGACAUGGAUUUGAAUAAGAGGGAGGAGGAGGAGGAAGAAGUUGAUAGGAUAAGCAACUUCCCAGACUCACUGGUACAUCACAUCCUCUCAUUUCAUAAAUAAAGCAUGUUGCACAAACUAGCAUUUUAUCUAAAAGAUGGAGCUACAUUUGGAUCACUUUCCCCAUCCUUGAAUUUUAUGAGUCGGAAUGUCGCGAUCCAUGGAUUCGAAGACCAAUAAGUUCAUGGAAUUUGUAGAUGGGACAUUGCAUCGUCGUCAGGAAAAUAUCCAAAGGCUCUUAAUCUGCUGGGAUAAACAUUUGAAUGAAGAACGGCUCAAUUCAUGGAUCACCAGUGCUGUAAGGCAUAACGUUCAACAAGUUCGUUUAAAUUUAACUCAGGAUGAACCGCUCAGUAUCACCCUGUCUCUUUUUACUUGUGAAUCACUAGUUUCCUUGAGUAUAUCCGCUGAUGUCCGCUUUCCUAACUAUAUCUCUCUUCCAAAACUCAAGCGUCUUGAGCUUGAGGGUGUUGAAUUCAGCGAUGAAAACUGGAAUGAGAAUCACUUUUCCGAUUGCCCAGCCCUUGAAAUAAUCAGAAUGGAAAAUUGCAUUUGGGUCCAUAUGCCAUAUUUCUGUAUUUCAACUCCUACACUGAAAAGCUUUAACAUUGCUAAUUGGGAUGACCAAUGGUUACCGCGUGGAGAGGAUGACGGGUUAGGAGAAUCUGGAGUCUUUUUAUUACAAUGGUAGUAUGGCCAAGGAGAAUGUUCUGACAACCUUCCCAUUACUAGUGAAAGCAAAUGUUGAAUUUCGGUUUGAACCAUAUGUCGCAACAAGGGAGGAAAAGAUUUGUCAUUGUGCAGCAAUAAGUCAAUUUCUUCGAGCCCUUGUAAAUGUAAAAUGCCUAAGUGUUUCUGAUGAUACCUUACAGGCUCUCUCCUUCGCAGACGAUCUUUGGGAAAAGUUGCCUACAUUUCAUAAUGCCAAGAAAUUGACCAUGUUGGAGGAAGUAACCAAUGAUAAAGCCCUAGUUGCUUUGCUCAAAGCAACACAUAAUCUGGAGUUACUUGUAUUUGAUAAGGUAUUUUUGGGCAAUAAACAUUUUUGGAAAAAUCGGUUCGGCGCCUCGGAGGACACCUACUAUUCGGACUCUCAGUUUGGAUAAGGGGUACUUCAAUUACUAAGGGGCACUUCACUGCUAUUUGUACCCCAGAUAUAUUAUUUACACCCCAUGGCUAUGUGCACCCCUACUCUGUUUGGGGGCCAUCCUAUCUUCCUUGUUUGAAAAUGAAGUUUUGGCGGGAGAAUGAGUUACAACUGCGUAACUUUCUGGCAACAAUUUGGGUGCGAUUCUGUUGGACUUGUUCACAGAUAUGGAUCGUCAUGGGAUGGUGCAAUAGCACAGGGAUGGUAACAAUUUAUUUACGUAUAGAAAAAGGGAAAUAUUUCGAUUCGAGUGAAACAUGGAGAUAGGUUUCUCGGAUUUAUAUUUGGGAAGAACUGGAGAGAUUUAAUUGGAUUUGUUGCCAUGUACUGAUUGAUAUGACCCUGUUUUAUUUAUAAGGGAAGUUUUACCGAAGCAAGGAAGGUGAAGAUAUUCACGGGAUUGUUUGGAUAUUUUUGGAAGAGAUAUACUCAGAUAUUUUCCGUAGUUUGAUUGCUUCGGGGUACUGCUGUUGCAGCCGGUGGUGAGUCUGAGGAGGAGCAAUAAGAGCUCGAGUCUGUGUGACAAAGUUUGGCAGUUGAUUUUCGCGACAACAAAAUAGGGCAUAGGUUUAUCGGGUUUGUUUGGGUUGAGCAAAAAUAAAGGAAAGUACGUGAGAAUAAGAUAAGAUAUCUUCCUCUCGAGAUUGUAGUCUAUCUAUGGAGAGGAUUGAACAUGUCACACUCUGUUAUUACGCGUUAAAAAGAGAAACGAAAAAGGAAAGAAGCGGCGACUUCCGGUGAAAGGCAGAGAGAGAUUUGGAAGAUGUUUUAGGGAUAUUUUGGAUUGUUGUUGGAUAUAAAUAGCCUGUGCUAGAGUCCCAGAGGUAAUCGGGAGUUGGGGGACCGAACGGAGGUGAUUCGGUAGCUGGAGGUGAAGUUGCAGAGAAGCUUGCUGCUGUUCCAGGGAAGAAGAAGAAGGACAGUGCAAACCGCAGAAAAAGAAAGUCGCAGAAACCGUUACCCAAUCUUUCAAAUCCAAUACCUUUGUAACAGUUUACAAUUAAGUUUGAGUUCGCAACACUUCUGCUAGGGUUUUUCUGUAAUAGUGGGAUUUGUAACAAUUAUCUCUGUUACAAACUCGCUGCACUAUAUUAUUUUUCAGUAAAAACACCUUGUGAGCCA